Dovyalis caffra is the source of this 588-nucleotide messenger RNA. Lineage: Eukaryota; Viridiplantae; Streptophyta; Magnoliopsida; Malpighiales; Salicaceae. The record is from the annotation of a GenBank genome assembly.
AUGGAAGACUACUCUAUUAAUAAUUCAUCACUGGAUGAAGCUGAUGCAGUCUCUCCUGCCGAGGAGAGUGGGUGGACAUCUUAUUUUGAAGAUUUCUCUAACCAUAAAGAAGAAGAUGAUAGUUUAUGCUCUACUUUUGACAACUCUUCAAUGGUUUCUGAUGCUGCUUCUUUUCCUCCACGGAAAUCAUCUCAUGUUGUUGCCAGCCCUUCCAGUGGGGGAUUGCCGAAAAAGUUAACUUUCAAGAAAACAAGAGCCAAAGAAAUUUCCCUUGAUGAUUCCUUGGAGGAUACUGCUAGUUCUCCUGCUAAUAGUCCCAAGGUUAGUGAUUUGAGACCGAUAGAUAUGAAUCCCAGGAAGACCAAUGAUCAACAUUUUAACAGUUCUCUGGGUAAUAAAGAAAGCAGUAGUUCAGAGCAAUGUGCAGAAGGGCUGCAGACAAGUGAUCAAAGAAGUGAAAUGAAUUUCAGUAGUGGGAAGAAUGACUGCAUAGAGUUAAAGAAGAGAGGCUUGUGCUUGGUUCCUUUGUCCAUCGCAACUAUUGAUUGUCGUGUGAAGGAAAUUGUAGUUGAUAUGUAUGUGGUGUAA